AGUUUACGUACACUAACGAGAAGUGCACUGGUAAUCAAUUGAGCAGAGAAGAACAUUGGCAUUGUAGAGUUUUGAGCUUUAAUUACUGGUUUUUUAAAUCAGCUUCUUUUUAUAGGGUACUUUUGGGUAUCAAUUCGGACGUAUUUUGUACCUUCAGAGAACUGUAAGAAUGUUAUCUGCCGACAGAAGUUAGCCUAAACCGAAAUGAUGAAACUAAAUUAGCAUUAUAUAUUUCACUUGACUAAUUUUAGCAAACUGCUGUAUGUUUUACAGUAUUUGAUAUCGAUGUUCCUUUUACCGUGAUGGCGGAUUUAAAAUGUACGGCUUAAAAGCUAUCCUUUAACAAACAGACUACUACUUUAGCCAGUAUCAAAGGAUCGCUAGUCUUUCAAUUGACAUUUCAGAGAAAUCAAUCCGACGGAUUGCCUACCGACAGCUGGUUUCUAACAAUAUUCUAUUCUCCUUGGCUUUUUAACGAGUACACCAUCACAUUUCUAUUUGAGAGCAAUGACUGAGUACACUUCGUCUACCCCAAGACGCUCUACACGGCUGAAUACAAAGGAUGCUGUCGGAUCUGAGCCUAUAAAAGAAAAAGAACAGGAUUCUAAUAAGGUCAUUAAUGUAGGUGAUUUCAUCCCCGAUCUUACUCUUCUGAACCAGGACGAGAUUCCAGUAAGUCUUUCAGAACUGGCAAAAUCACGCGGGAUUGUCAUCUUUGCAUAUCCGAAGGCCAGUACACCAGGAUGUACUAAGCAAGGUUGUGGAUUUCGUGACAAUUAUCCUCAGAUUCAGGCCGCUGAUUAUGAAGUAUUCGGUCUGUCCUUUGAUUCUUGUAAGUCUCAAAAGAGUUUUCAAACAAAGCAAAACUUUCCUUACGACUUGCUCUCUGAUCCAGAAGGUGUUUUAAUUGAACGUCUUGGUGCUAAGAAACCGGAUGGAAAAUUGUUCCGUAGCCAUUGGAUCUUCGAAAAGGGUACAGGAAAGUGUCUUGUUAAGGAAAUUGAAAUAUCCCCUCUUGACAGCGUUGAUAAAGCUUUCCAAGUAAUCACUGGUUCCAAUGCUUAAAGAUGAACCCUGCUUAUAACUUGUAAGAUUGCUUUGCCCAUGGCUUAUUUUUAUGGCUUAUAAAUGUCUUUGAGAUAUGCUACAUGAAUAUAUUAUAUCAUAUAUCUGAUAGCACUUUGCGUUGAUAUUUAAAAUGCUUGUAGAAUUGUCUAAUUCCCUUGUUCGUUCCGUGUAUUUACAUGUGACGACUUACAAAACCUAAGCAUUUUCGGAUAAAACAGCAUUAAAUACUAUUUUGAUGAAUUCUGGAUGUGAAGAUUUUACUUCUAAAUUGCUAGUCAUCCGCAAGCAUGUCUAUUCGGGAUCCAAUUUUAGUAAUUGCAAGACGUAAAAGCUAUUAUUUGAUGAACACGCACAUGUGCUUCAAAUCCUUAUAUACUUCUUAUAUUCUACUUCAAAUUAUUAGUGCAGCUGCUUAUAAUGAACUUUGUUAUUUUAAAGACUCUACUUACAAAACAGUUUUCGUUUCAACAAUAACUGGGGCUAUUUUGUUUAUUUGAACAUCACUUCUUCAGAAAAUAAAUGAAAAUCUAAUCAAACAUAACUCUCACAUUGAAGUGUGC
Messenger RNA from Schizosaccharomyces octosporus yFS286, 1628 nucleotides. RefSeq names its product thioredoxin peroxidase. The coding region runs from base 508 to 1065 and encodes 185 amino acids. Gene Ontology annotation, biological process: cell redox homeostasis; cellular response to oxidative stress. Gene Ontology annotation, cellular component: cytoplasm. The record is from RefSeq and is a predicted model, not a curated record. Lineage: Eukaryota; Fungi; Ascomycota; Schizosaccharomycetes; Schizosaccharomycetales; Schizosaccharomycetaceae. The transcript has 2 exons. Gene Ontology annotation, molecular function: thioredoxin peroxidase activity.